AUGAACCUGGCCCAGGCCACUGUGCUCCUGUGGGUGUUGGGGAGCCUCCAGGCCUUUGAAAUCGUGGAGAAGGAGAACAUUUUUCAGAGGACCCCCUGCCCAGCGUUCCUGAUGUUCGACAAUGCAGCCUACCUGGCUGACAUGAGCUUCGAGCUCCCCUGCCACUGCAAGCCCGAGGAGGUGUCUGCUGUCGUCUGGUACUAUCAGAAGCACCUCGGCAGCGGCCACACCAAAGUGCUGACGGACUUUGAUGGGCGGGUCCUGACGGAGGCAGCCCAGGUGCGCGUGGGCAGCGACAUGCUGGUCCGCUUCAGCAUCCACAUGUUCAGCCUGUUGGUCUUCCGGGCGCAGCCCGAGGACUCAGGCUUGUAUUUCUGCGGCACCCGCAAGGGGGACUACUUUUACGCCUACGACGUGGACAUCCAGAGCAGUGAGAGGAUGGUGGCCACCUUCGAGGACCAGGGCCAGGAGCCCUUCGCAGAUGAGUACCACGGGAGCCUCCGUGUCUUCACCACCUUCUGGGAGUGGACCCCCUGCGACCGCUGCGGGGUGCGCGGGGAGCAGUGGCGCAUUGGCCUGUGUUACCUGCAGAGCCCAGGCCUCUCCCCCCGCUACCGCAAGACACUGCCCGACGUGGUGUCCUGUGGUUCACGGGCUGUGCCCAGGCAGCUCCGGGCCAAGGCCAGAGACCACGUCCCUGAGCUGCUGCUUCGGAGCUGCCUGGUGCCCUGCGAGGAGAAGAAGAAAAUCCAGGAGGGUGUGAUGGCCCUCUUCAGCUACGUGGCCAAAGUGGGCAGCCGGCCCUGGUUGCCCCCGGUGCCCAUUCAGUUCCACCAGCAGAGGCUGGGCCAUGGACUAAUCAUCUCCUGUCCCGGGGCCCGGCCGGAGCAUGCCGUGGCCUGGGACAAGGACCAACAGUACCUCUACCGCACGCAGUACCUAAAGGGCGUCAACAGGUCCAUGAGGGUGUUCAUCGACCACGGCAACCAUCUCCACAUCCGCUUCACCCAGCUGGAAGACCGGGGCAUCUACUAUUGCUGGCGGCAGGGCGUGCGCAUCGCUGGGCUCCGACUGGGCGUGACAUCUCGAGGCCGCUACCCAGUCUCGUUCUCCAACCCCGAGAUUCGGGCUGCCCUGGUGCUCACCCUGAUAGGCUACCUGCUCAUCACAGCAGUCUUCAUCACUAUUCAGCUCUGUCGUUGCUGCUGUUACUUAUUCCGCUGUUAUCCCAACUUCUCCCCCUAG
Molecule: messenger RNA, 1245 nt
Organism: Lagenorhynchus albirostris (white-beaked dolphin)
Lineage: Eukaryota; Metazoa; Chordata; Mammalia; Artiodactyla; Delphinidae
Gene: FAM187A
Product: family with sequence similarity 187 member A
Exons: 1
Coding region: 1-1245 (414 amino acids)
Source: RefSeq, a predicted model, not a curated record